This is a messenger RNA of Physeter macrocephalus (sperm whale), 1722 nucleotides long. RefSeq names its product thioredoxin-like. The transcript has a single exon. The record is from RefSeq and is a predicted model, not a curated record. Bases 648 to 986 code for a protein of 112 amino acids. NCBI's taxonomy places the organism in Eukaryota, Metazoa, Chordata, Mammalia, Artiodactyla, Physeteridae. Gene Ontology annotation, molecular function: protein-disulfide reductase activity. Gene Ontology annotation, cellular component: cytosol.
AUUCUCUUAACAGUGUCUUUCACAGAGCAAAAAGCUUUUUUAAUUUCUAUAAAGUCCAAUUUAUCAAUUUUUUUCCUUUAAUGGAUCAUGCUUUUGGUGUCAUAUCUAAGUAUUCUUUGCCUAACCUCAAGUCACAAAUAUUCUCCCUUAUGCCUUCUUCCAAGAACUUUACAGUUUCACAGUUUACAUUUAGAUCUAUGAUGCAGUUUUUUUUUUUUUUUUUGUGGUACGCGGGCCUCUCACUGUUGUGGCCUCUCCCAUUGCGGAGCGCAGGCUCCGGACAUGCAGGCUCAGCAGCCAUGGCUCACGGGCCCAGCCGCUCCGCGGCACGUGGGAUUUUCCCGUACCAGGGCACGAACCCGCAUCCCCUGCAUCGGUAGGGGGACUCUCAACCACUGCGCCACCAGGGAAGACCCCUAUGAUGCAUUUUGAAUUAAUUGUUAUAUAAAGGUGUGAAGUAUAAAUCAAGAUUCUUUUUUUGCAUAUGAAUGCAAAGCCAACACCAUUUACUAAAAAGGUCACUGUUUCUCUCCUGAAUUGCUUUUGCAACUUUUUCAAAAAUCAACUGGCCAAAGCUCUGUCCAGCCCCUUGGAUCCGUUUUCAUUGCUUCCACCAUGAGGUCGCUCAUCAGACCCCAGCAGCCAAAAUGGUGAAGCAGAUUGAGAGUAAGUAUGCUUUUCAGGAGGCCUUGAACAAUGCAGGAGAGAAACUCCUAGUAGUCGACUUCUCAGCCACAUGGUGUGGGACUUGCGAAAUGAUCAAGCCUUUCUUUCAUUCUCUCUGUGAAAAGUAUUCCAACAUGGUGUUCCUCAAAGUAGAUGUGGAUGACUGUCAGGAUGUUGCUUCAGAGUGUGAAGUCAAAUGCAUGGCAACCUUCCAGUUUUUUAAAAAGGAACAGAAAGCAGGUGAACUUUCUGGCACCAAUAAGGAAAACCUUGAAGCCACCAUUAAUGAAUUAAUCUCAACAUGUUUUCUGAAGACAUGACCAGUAAAGCCAUUGGCUGUUUAAAACUUGUAAUUUUUUUAUUUACAAAAAAGAAAGGUCAAGUAUAAACACUAUAUACCUAACUGUCAUCUGAUAAGUGACAAUAAAAUAUUAACUCUACCCUUUUAAAAAAAAACAUGAACUGACCAUAUUUCUGUGGAUCCUAUUUCUGGACUGUCUACUCUGUUCCAAUGAUCUAUGCAUCUAUCGCUUUGCUGAUACCACACCACUUUUAUUUCUGUACUGACAUUCUUUUAGUACCUCCAAUAUGCUUCUUCGUUACUUCAAGAACUUCAGAUAUGCUGGUUCUGUCUUCCUGCACAUUCUUCUGCUCUCACCUAGUAACUCCUAACUCAUCUUUCUGAAUUUUAGCUUAAAUGUCACUUUCUCAGGAAAAACUCUGCAUCAUGAAAGUCAAAGAGGUUUCAGGAGAAAGCAGAAAAAAAUCAAGAUGCAUCGGUCCAAUAGGGCAGCGGUCCCCAACCUUUUUGGCACCAGGGACUGGUUUUGUGGAAGACAAUUUUUCCACAGACGGUGGGGGGAUGGUUCAGGCGGUAAUGCGAGUGAUGGGGAGCGGCAGACGAAGCUUCCCUCGCUCACCCGUCCCGCCACUCACCUCCUGCUGUGUGGCCUCGUUUCUAACAGGCUGUGGACUGGUAUUGGUCCACAGACCGGAGGUUGGGGACCCCUGAAAUAGGGCAUCCAGUUACCAACUCAGCAAGAGUCAGAGACUACC